AUGGAACCCCUCCACCCAGUCUAUCUCUUUUUCGCGUUCUUUAUCUCAGCCACAAUGGCUAUUCCCCAACAGACCGCCUCGAUCACUAUAGCUGCAGCUCCAGCAGUUAUCACCCAAGGCCCCGAGCUCUGGUGCUCGAAUGGACAAAUUGCUGUCUACACGACAGACUGCACAUUGGGAACCCCAGUUUCGUACUGCUUCAGCCAGGAGCCUCCAAUCGAGUGCUCACAGGGCUUCUUCCCAUCCGUUUGGCAUCCUGAUCAUUGUAUGGAAGAAUCGAGCUGUUUCCCGCUCAGCGAACCCUGGAUUACCACCGAGUGCUCGAAUGGGGCUGUUCCGUAUUCGACGUCGACUAUAUAUGAGGGUACCUUGGCGGGAGGAGAAUCAACUGUCAUUAGGGCUGUCUCUUGCUCCUGUCCUGUAUACCAAUGGUACAGCAUGACCCUACUACCAGGCUCGUCAAACUACGACACCUUCUGUAUGCCGCACAGCUCCUGUCCGCGGGGUAUGACCACCUCUGUCUCGAUCAAUGAGUACUGUGCCUCCCAGCCAGUUGGUGUUUGCUCGGAUAUACCUCUACAAACCGAAAUUUGUCAAUGUGCCGACGCGGGGCAGACUCCUGUCUAUCCUGACUGGCCUGGUGCUAAUCCAACUGGAUGCGAGUUGAUAUAUUGA
This is a messenger RNA of Penicillium hordei, 675 nucleotides long. RefSeq lists its product as uncharacterized. Bases 1 to 675 code for a protein of 224 amino acids. Lineage: Eukaryota; Fungi; Ascomycota; Eurotiomycetes; Eurotiales; Aspergillaceae. The record is from RefSeq and is a predicted model, not a curated record. The transcript has 2 exons.